GUCCCUUUUCAAAACACGAAUUUCACAUGCGGUUCUCCACUUAAAACUCCACGUUCCGGAUUAAAAAAAUUGGCCAAAAUGAAGAAAAAACCGGUCACCCUUUCGGAUAAGAUCAAUAAACUGUUCGACCCGGACGCCGGGCCGGAGUAUUCGGAUGAUUCAGGCUCGGACGAAGCGGCACCAAAGUUCAGUGAGUUCGACGAACUUCCGGAGACGACGGGCGGAACCGGGUUGAGUGAAAUCCGUAAGCGCAACGUGCAGCUCCUGGAGGACAUCGAUCAAAAGUACGGGGGAGCGGUUUCGUCUCGGAAGGAAGCGUUCGGUGAGGAUGAGGAUUACUUCCGAGAUGAAGACGAUGGCGAUGAGGACGAUGAUGGGGAAGAAGAGGACGAGGAGGAUGAUUUUGGAGAAGAUGACGACGAGGACGAGGAAGAGGAAGAGCAGCCCACGGUAAAGCAAGGAUCUAUUUUGCGCCUGAAGCCACCACAAAGUGAUGAUGACGAUAGCGGAGAAGGCGAUUCCGACGAAAAUGGUUCCGACGAGGCAAGCGACAACGAGUCGGAUGAGCAGGAUGAAUCCUUUGCUACGUACCUACAACAGUCCCAAGCUCAACCGGCACCGAAGACUAAGCUGCUCACUGAAGAGAAUCGCCAGGAAACGAUUGGCAAAGGACUGGCGGUACAGAACCAGUUGAAGCUGUGGGAACGUAUGCUCGAGAUGCGCAUCAAGCUCCAGCCAUGCGUUAUAGCGGCCAACAGCUUACCGCCGGUUGACAGCUACGACAGAUUCUCCCGGGAAAACAACGAAUUUCGUGAAAAGGCAAGCGAAACAACUAAAACCAUCACCGAUGCGCUCGACAACCUGCUGAAGCUGCAGGAGAUGCUGUUCGAUCAGUUUUCCGAAACCAAACAGCUCCUGAAGACGGGUUCGAAGCGGAAAGCAUUACAAUCACGAUUGCAUUCCGGUGGCAAACGGAGCGCCGUGGAAGAAUACGAAAAAUGCCUUGCGGGCCGAGCGCACGAUACGGUCGACUAUCGGAACGGGGUACUGAUGAAGUGGCAUGAUCGUACAAAGAUCGCUUCUAGCGUGCGAAACCAAAAGCAAUCGUUGUCGGUGCUGAAGAAAAUCGAGGACAGUCUCAUCAACCGAGAGGAACUUGUGCGCAAAACGCAACUCUACCGUGGUGGCUAUCAGCGACUCGGACGUCCUACGUCGGACUGCGAUCCAUCCAAACCAUCCGGUCAAACGGAGGAAAAACAGCCAACCGAUCAUCCAGAGGAGGACGAUGAUCAGCCAGCGGAAGCGAAACCUGUAUAUGAUGAGGAAAUCUAUGAAGACUCCGAUUUCUACCAUCAGCUGCUGCGUGAGCUCAUCGAGUACAAAACGAACACCACCGAUAGCCCACAGGAGAUCGCUAACAAGCUGGCGGAACUGCAGAAGCUUAGGAAUAAGAUGAAAAAGAAUGUAGACACAAAAGCCACCAAGGGACGGAAGAUAAGGUACGUGGUACACAAAAAGUUGGUUAACUUUAUGGCCCCCAUACCGGACUACGAUUGGACGGAUGAUGCGAAGGAUGAGUUGUUUGGGUCUCUGUUUGGCAAAAUUCCAACCACGGCAACGGAAUGAUGAGCUAAGCAAGGUGUGCAAUCGGCGAAAGAGUCCAAUAAAUUGUUUCCAUGUUUUGCACAAA
Messenger RNA from Anopheles aquasalis, 1690 nucleotides. RefSeq names its product Apoptosis antagonizing transcription factor (gene Aatf). NCBI's taxonomy places the organism in Eukaryota, Metazoa, Arthropoda, Insecta, Diptera, Culicidae. Gene Ontology annotation, cellular component: nucleus; nucleolus. Gene Ontology annotation, biological process: regulation of transcription by RNA polymerase II. The record is from RefSeq and is a predicted model, not a curated record.